Paramecium octaurelia is the source of this 3336-nucleotide messenger RNA. NCBI's taxonomy places the organism in Eukaryota, Ciliophora, Oligohymenophorea, Peniculida, Parameciidae. The record is from the annotation of a GenBank genome assembly.
AUGAUAACAUUUACUUCAUCGAAAAGUCGAUUCUCAUUAUAUUAUUUGGAAGAGAGUGAGAAGUACUUGCAGGAUCUAUCAGCGAAGGUUCGAUAAAUCAAUAUGCUGAAAGGGGAGGAAAGGUAUUUACAGAUUGCUAAGAUUAGAUUGGAAAGAGGAAAGGUUCAUAUAUGCUCAAGGACUCUGAUUUUUGAGCCGGAGAAAUAAGAGUUACCCAUUUAGAAAUUGUUCUAUAGAAUGGUCACAACCCCGAUCAAGCAAACCAAUUUCAUUAGUUUUAGGAUAAAGAGGAUUAUUGAGAUUUUCACCUAGGGUCCUCCUUCACCUUACAUCUAUUAAGAUGAUGUUGAUUUUGAAAUCCAAAUAGAACCACUAUUUGAUAAUGUCAAGGUGGUUCAUGAUCUGAUUGAGAAAAUAUAAUAGAUCAAUCAAUAGAAAAAUGAUGUUGAAAGUGAAGUUGAGAAGUUGGAUUCUGAGAAAUUGCAAAAGGCUAGAUUUAAUAUGAGUUUUGUAGAAUCUGUCAGCGAGAAACCCUUGAUCUAGAAGGAGAUGCUUGUAAGAAGGAUUAUGCCAUUAAUUUAAACCAAAGGUAUUGCGAAUAUUCUAUAGGAGGAAUCAUGUACAUCACCAAUAAGAUAAUUUACUUUCAACCCUUUUUCAAAAUCACCUUAAAACCAUGCAAGAAGAUUGUUAUUGAGUAAAUCAAGGUAAUGUACAAGCGAAGAUUUGAAUUGCUGGACAUAGGUUUGGAAAUCAUUCUGAAGAGUGGGAAGACGAUUUAUUAUGCAUUCGAAAAUCAAGAAAGGAUGGAAGAGGUGUACAAAAUGCUUAUUGGUAUUUAUUCAUAUUAAUUUGAUUAGGAAAAGUGACUAUAGAGGCAGAGACUAGUUUAGAGAAGAUCCAAUAUCUAUGGUAAAGUGGAUAAAUAUCAAAUUUUGAGUAUUUAAUGCGUUUGAAUUAAGCUGGCAAUCGAAGUUCAAGUGAUUUGACUCAAUAUCCAGUGUUUCCCUUAAUCAUUGUCGAUUAUGAGUCAUCUGAAUUAAAUUUAAAUGAUGCAGCUACCUUUAGGGAUCUUAAGAAACCUAUAGGAGCAUUGAAUGAGAAGAGAUUGUAAGAGUUCAAGAAGAGAUAUGAGGAAAUGCCACCUCCAAAGUUCCUGUACGGAACUCAUUAUUCAACUCCAGGAUAUGUAAUUGGGUAUUUGGUGAGACAGAAACCACAAUACAUGUUAAAAUUAUAAUCAGGCAAAUUUGAUAAACCUGAUCGACUAUUCAAAAGCAUCAAAGGAGAUUUUAAGAAUGUGAUGAAUAAUACUACGUCAUUGAAAGAGUUGAUACCAGAGUUCUUUAUAGAAGAUGACUCAUUUUUAGUUAACAAGCUGAAUUUAGAUCUUGGAGUAAGAUAAAAUUAGAAGAAAGUUGGAGAUGUUAAAUUACCAAAAUGGGCUAAGAGCGCUAAGGAUUAUCUUAGAUUAAAUAGAUUAGCAUUAGAGAGUGACUAUGUUAGUAAUGAAUUACAUCACUGGAUAGAUUUGAUAUUUGGAUACAAACAAAAGGGACCUCAUUCAGUCGAAGCCAAUAAUGGUAUUGUAAAACAUAAUUUAUUGUUCUUUAGUUUUCCAUUAUCUAACCUAUGAAGGUACAGUUUAAUUGAGUCAAAUGCAAGAUCCUAUUGAGAGACAGGCAAGCAUCUGCUAAAUAAAUGAAUUUGGGUAGUGUCCAAAGUAGUUGUUCAAAAUCUAACACCCUCCUAAAUGUGCAUUAAGAGCUGGCUAAAUUAUGUACAAAUUUGUUGAGUAGAUUCCAAAAUAGAAGUAAGAGGAAGUUCCUAUAAAUGUUGAUGGUCUGAUGUGGGAAAACUUAGAUAAGAAGAAUCAAUUCAGACAAAAAAUGAUUUAGAAAGUCCAUAAGACGUAUUAGAUUUAUUAAUAUAUUUAGAAAUAUUACAGAUUUGAUAGUAUUGGAGAAAAAGAAUCUAUUGGUUACAAUUGGUUAGGAUGGAUUUCUAAAGGUGAUUGAUUUAAAGGAGUUAAUUGUAUUGAAAUCAUUCAAAGUCGAUGAAUUUUGUUUGAGUUGUAUUGUGACUCUAAAGCAAGAUGAAAUAUUUGCAAUAGGUAGUUGGGGUUCUUAGAUACAUGUUUUCAAUAUAAAUUAUGGAAGCAAAGUGUAAAUGGUCUAGAGAUUCAAUAAUUCAGUUAGUUCUUUGGUGUAUUUGAUGAAGAAGAAAAUUUUAAUUACAGGUUCAUGGGAUUGUUCUUUAAAGAGAUUCGAGUGUUCUGAAAAUCAAAUAAAAUAAGACAGUGAAGAAAUGAUUGAUGAUUGGGAAGCACAAAUUACACAUAUAGCAGCCACUGAGGAUGAGUCUAUGAUUGCUGUUGGUGAUAUUGAUGGCAGAGUCAUUACUAUCAAUACUAAUAAUUGGACACAACAGUAACAUUAUGAAAUUAAUGGCGAAAAGAUAGUCAAAUCACUCUUCUUUAGAUCAAGCUUAUUGGUUGUUGGAGAUGCUCAAAUCAAGAUGUUUAGCAACGGGAGUUAAUUAUUGGAUUUUAAAAUAGACAAAAAUAAUGGGCUAAUAACUGACAUCAUUAUUGAUCAUGAUAAAUAUUUGAUAGCAUGUAAAUUAUAUUUACUAUGUAGGCACAAAAAAAGGAUAUGUGGCUGUAUUUUCAAUGGUAUUAGAAAGUAAACUUGGAUAUUUGUUUACUGAUUUCUCAGGAUAGGCUGAUUUGAUUGGAAAUUAAGAUUAGUAAUUCACUAAGAUGAUUCUUAGAAAUAAGACACUCAUUUUGACUAGUCAGAAUGGAAGUCUUAAUGUAUUAUAAUAUUGAAGUUUAUUUAUUACAAAAUUUAUUAGUAAUUUAAAUAUGUAUUCAAUGUUAAUAGAAACUUUUGAGAAAGGAAGAGAAGAAUAUUAAUAGAGAUACGGAAAACGAAAGAUUAAAUAUCAUCUUUGAAGAUAAAGGACAUAUCUGAAUUCACAAAAUCAUAAAAUUUGAUAGUUCCGACUUUGAUUUAACAAUAUUGUAAGCAAAAUUGGCAGAUUAAGCAGAGAAGGAGAAAUUUGAAGAUAAUAUUAUUGGUUCAACAGAUAAGUCAAUCAUGUUCUAGUGUAUGUGAUUGGGAGUAAAAUUGAAUUACUUGAGAAGGCAAUGAAAGAAUUGAUGGAGUAUAAACAUUUUUUAUGUUUUGUAGGAGUAAUCCAUAAUCGUACUUUUUUGUUUUAAUGGGAUUCAAACCUUUAGUUAAUUUGAAGAUUUUCUUAUAAAAGAUGGGUGAAAGUGUUGAAAAAUAGAUUCACAUGUCAGAAUUCAGACUAGAUCAUUAAAUGCAUUGA